Messenger RNA from Pelagomonas calceolata, 1273 nucleotides. The record is from the annotation of a GenBank genome assembly. NCBI's taxonomy places the organism in Eukaryota, Pelagophyceae, Pelagomonadales, Pelagomonadaceae.
UGCUUGCUAGUGUCUUACAGGCCGCUAGCUCGUCGGCCGCCCGCGAAAGACCUUUAGACGCUGCUUUAGACGCUGCAAGCGCGCGUUCUAAACUCACUGGAUCUAUCCUCUCCCGCGCACCAUCCGUUUUGUGCCGCGGCCCACCGCUAGGAGACCAGCAGUCGCUGCCCAUCACCUCUGAAGAGAUGAUGAAGCGCGGCGCAUUAAUCGCAACACUGCUGGCCAGAGCCGCGGCGGAUUGUACGAUAGACGACACGACGCCCGUCACAAUAAUAGCGGGCGCCAGCCACGCCGGCGCCGACACGCUCCACGAUUCGUUACGAAAGGCCUUGGCCCUGCCGGACCGGAAGCGCAACGAGGUCCACCAUUUUAAUGAUGUAGCUUCUUAUGGGAAGGGCAACGACCAUUAUUGGCAGAGCUUGGGCUGCACCGGCCAAGUAAUGGUCGACGAAAGCCCGGGCUACCUCGCGCAUAGCGUCGCACUGUUGAGGGCCGCGUCCCAAGUUCCUAGAGCGCGCUGGGUCGUGUUACUGCGGGAGCCCGUGGAGCGCGCGCUGUCGCACUUCAUGCACCUGCCCCGGAAACAGGGCGGCGGCCAGGGCUCUCUGAAAGGUUUUAUGGAGGCCAUUGAGGAGGAACGGUCCUGCAUCGACGCGGCCUUGCACGCGCGCGCGGCCCACGGCCACGCCGACAUCACGCACGAGUCGGGAGACGCCCUCUACCCGCGCCUGGCGGCGAGGUAUGCUUUUGAGCACUGCGCGGAUCAUCUGCCAGGGGGCGGGCGCCAAGCUAGGGCUCAUGGGUCAGCACAUUUCGGCAAGGAGCACGGGCUGCUGUCCUUAUCUUUAUAUGCUCCUCAGCUUGAGCAUGCAGCUAGGAUGGCCUCGAAGAUGGACCUCGCGAGUCCCUUGGUCGUCGUCUCGUCCAAGGCGUUCCACGACGACGCCGCCGGCACCGUGUCUGCCAUUGUGGGAGCGUUGGGUUUAGGCUUAGGUAAAACGAGCAACGCGGCGCCGGCGUUCGUGGACCGGCGGACGGAGCUGGACGCGGCCGCGGUGGAGGCGCUUGACUUAUUAUUUGAGCAUCCGAACUGCGCGCUCGCCGCCGUCGUCAACAACCGGACGCUCGUGCCGCAUGCUAUUGGAUUGGAGCACGACGCGGCGUGGCUUCCCUUAGAUAUGAAGUGCAACGCGCACGGCAAGGCCGUGCACCCGCAGCCGCGCGUCGACCGCGAGGAGCUCUAGGUGUCCCUGAUUAAGUCUUUUUUACGUCA